Messenger RNA from Aureobasidium melanogenum CBS 110374, 3327 nucleotides. Its product is annotated as ABC transporter domain-containing protein. Bases 1 to 3327 code for a protein of 1108 amino acids. Lineage: Eukaryota; Fungi; Ascomycota; Dothideomycetes; Dothideales; Saccotheciaceae. Gene Ontology annotation, molecular function: ATP binding; ATP hydrolysis activity. The record is from RefSeq and is a predicted model, not a curated record. The transcript is spliced from 2 exons.
AUGAACAACGUUGCCAUUAGCUCAAAUUCGGCGCCGCCCGCUGUCGAGGACAUUUCGGCCAUCACAAAGACCAUUUACGAAAGCAAGACUUCGCAAGAGUCGCUCGACGCCGCCUACGCUCUCUGCGAUGUUCUCCUAAACUCGGUCGGUUUCCGCGGUCUCAACGACUACAAUGUUUUGCAAGACGUCAAGAAGGCCGCUGCGGACAAGAAGAAUAUUGGCCGCCGCGAAGGCGCCAUGUUUGCCCUGGGUGCCAUUUUCGAAAGAUUCCCCAGCAAGCAGCGCCUGAGCGAGGUCGUCUUCCUCCUUCAACACGACUACCUCUUGCCCAUGGCUCUCGAUGCCAUUGCCGACAAGACUCCCAGUGUUCGCGACGGAGCCAAGUACGCUAUCGAUGCUCUCUACAAGGAGCUCGGCGCCGAGGCCAAGGUCUAUGGUCUUUUGCCCAUUCUCAUCAAAUACCUCCGCAAGGGUACUGCCAAGUGGCAAAGCGCCGUUGUCGCAUACGAGCUGGUUGGUCGCAUGGCCGACGACGCAAAGAUGGGCAUGGAAAGUCUCGAGGCUGAACAGGCCAAGGAUGUUCUCCGUGAAGCCAUGGGUCGCAAGCUCGAGGAUCUCAUUCCCAUUGUCGAGGGUGGUAUGCACGACCUCAAAGCCGAAGUCUCAAAGGCUGCCAUCAAGUCCAUGAACUCCCUUACUACUCUCUUGCAAAACGACGAUGUUCAGCCUCGUCUUCCUCUUCUGAUCAAGUCCAUGGAAGACCCCUCAACUCAAAGUCUGCAAAAGGCCAUUCACGCCCUCUCGCAAACCACCUUUGUUGCCAUCGUCACCUCUCCCGUCCUCGCCGUCCUUACUCCCCUCCUCGAACGUUCUCUCAACAGCCCCAGCACUUCCCAAGAAGUCACUCGUCAAACAGUCGUCGUUGUUGAAAACUUGACCAAGCUCGUUCACGACCCCGUCGAGGCCAGAUCUUUCCUUCCCAAGCUCUUGCCCGGUACCAAGGCCGUCCGCGACAGAGCCUCUCUUCCCGAGGUUCGCGAGAUUGCUCAGAGAGCACUCGAUGUCAUUGAAAAGGCCAUGGGCCAGCAAAACAAUGGUGACCAUUCCGAGUCUGGCCGUACCAUUCCUGAAGAUGUUAGCAAGAUUUUGGAAAAGGAGACACAAGCAAAUGGCGGUCUUAUCCAAAUCCCUGGUGACGCCGAGAUUUGGAACUUGGCCAAGCCUUACCUUUCAACCAUGGUUGCAGAGGAUGCCACUGAUCGCAAGCUUAACCGCAUCACUGGCAACAUUGCUCCUUACAUGGCUCCCCUCAUGGAGCAAGGCAAGGCCGAUGCUGUUGCCGAGGCCGUCUUCAAGUUCUACACUGCCGAAGACGAGCGCAAGUUUGGUGCUCCUCCACCUCUCGAGGAUGGUGAGGUUGAAAUUGUCAAUGCCACCUUCUCUCUUGGUUAUGGUGGUAUGCUUUUGCUUUCUCACACCAACCUUCGUCUGCUCAAGGGUCACCGUUACGGUCUUUGUGGUAGAAACGGUGCUGGCAAGUCCACCUUGAUGCGCUCCAUUGCCAAUGGCAAGCUCGAGGGUUUCCCUCCUCAAGAAGAGGUUCGCACCUGCUUCGUCGAGCACAACCAGGGUGAGGAUGCUGAUCUUACCAUUCUCAACUAUUGUUUGAAGGAUCCCGAACUCCAGGCCGAAGGUCAAGACAGAAUUGUGGCUGUCCUCGAGGAGGUUGGUUUCUCUUCUGGUCCCACUGGACGUCAAUCCGAAAAGGUUGGUUCCCUUUCUGGUGGUUGGAAGAUGAAGCUCGCCUUGGCUAGAGCCAUGUUGAUGCGCGCCGACGUCUUCCUUCUCGAUGAACCUACCAACCAUUUGGAUGUUGCCAACGUCAAGUGGCUCCAAGAGUACCUCAAGACCCACACCGACAUUACUUCUUUGAUUGUUUCUCACGAUUCUGGUUUCCUCGACGAGGUCUGUACCGACAUCAUCCACUACGAGCAAAAGAAGCUUGUCAACUACAAGGGUAACCUUGCUGCUUUCGUCAAGCAAAAGCCCGAAGCUGGUGCAUACUACACUCUCUCCGCUUCCCAGGUUCAAUUCAAGUUCCCUCCUCCUGGUAUUUUGACUGGUGUCAAGUCCAACACUAGAAGCAUUCUCCGCAUGACUGACUGCAACUUCACUUACCCUGGAGCUUCCAAGCCUUCGCUCCAGGGCGUCAGCUGUCAAUUGUCGCUUUCUUCAAGAGUUGCCAUUAUCGGUGCCAACGGUGCUGGUAAAUCUACCCUCAUCAAGUUGCUCACUGGUGAAACCAUUCCCCAGACCGGCAAGGUCGAGAAGCACCCCAACUUGCGUAUCGGUUACAUCAAGCAGCACGCUCUUGAGCACGUCGAAAUGCACUUGGAAAAGACUCCCAACCAAUACCUGCAAUGGCGUUAUGCCAACGGUGAUGACCGUGAGGUCCUGAUGAAGGGAACCCGUCAAUUGACCGAAGAAGACAAGGCUCAAAUGGAGAAGUUCGUCGACCUCGGCCCUGGCAUGGGUGAGCGCAGAAUCGAGUCCAUCAUUGGUAGACAAAAGUGGAAGAAGUCGUUCCAGUACGAAAUCAAGUGGGUUGGUAUGCUCCCCAAGUACAACACCAUGAUUUCUCGCGAGACCCUCAUGGAUCUUGGCUUCCAGAAGCUCAUUCAAGAGUUUGAUGACCACGAGGCUAGCAGAGAAGGUCUUGGUUUCCGUCAACUCGAACCCAAGGUCAUUUCCAAGCACUUCGAGGAUGUUGGUCUUGACCCCGAAAUUGCCAACCACAAUGAAAUCAGCGGCUUGUCUGGUGGCCAAAAGGUCAAGGUCGUCCUUGCUGGUGCCAUGUGGAACAACCCUCACUUGCUCGUUCUCGACGAGCCUACCAACUUCUUGGACAGAGACUCUCUCGGUGGUCUCGCCGUUGCCAUCCGUGACUACAAGGGUGGUGUCGUCAUGAUUUCUCACAACGAAGAGUUUGUUGGUGCUCUCUGCCCCGAGCAGUGGCACGUUGCAGAUGGUCGUCUGACUCAAAAGGGCAAUGUCGCCAUCUCGCUCGACCGCUUCGAGGAUUCUUCCAAGCCUGGCUCAUCUGUUGCCAGCUCAGUCGUCAGCUCCGCCGUAGCUUCUACUGUUGGCACACCAACUCAGAGUGAUGUCGAAGGCGGUGGUGGUGACAUGGCUUUCAGAGCCAGAAAGAAGAAGAAGAUGACCAAGAAGGAGUUGAAGGAGAGAGAGGUCCGCAGAAGACUGCGUCACAUUGAGUGGCUCAACAGUCCCAAGGGAACUCCUCACCCUCCUGACAGUGACGACGAGUAA